Messenger RNA from Microplitis mediator, 4700 nucleotides. RefSeq lists its product as uncharacterized. Lineage: Eukaryota; Metazoa; Arthropoda; Insecta; Hymenoptera; Braconidae. Bases 107 to 4213 code for a protein of 1368 amino acids. Gene Ontology annotation, molecular function: acyltransferase activity, transferring groups other than amino-acyl groups. The transcript has 23 exons. The record is from RefSeq and is a predicted model, not a curated record.
AUUUAGACUUUUCAUAGGAUGCUUGAGUGAGCCAGUUAGUGAAAGAAAGUGAAGUUAAGUGACGACUUAAAUAUCGUUCAGAACCGAUAAUUAUAUUUAAAUAAUAAUGAUUAUACAAAUGUCACCACAAAUGGAUAAUAAACAUUUAACAAAAAAAAUAAUGCGACAAAUAAUUUUUGGUUUCAUACUAUUUAAUUUGGUGGGCACGAAAGCCAAUGAGUUAGAACAAUAUUUACCUUCAUAUGCAGUGGCUGCUAAUUCGGAUAUUUUACCGAACUCAACUUGUAAGACUGAUCUAGAAACAUUCCGAGCUGGGAUUGAUCAAAAAAUUUUAUGGAGUUUGAAAGUUUUAGAUGCCAGUGGAGAACCAAGAUCCGGAUUCGCGUACGGCAAUAAUUUUUGGCCAGGCAGUAAAAGCCAAUGCCUUGAUUUGGAAAAUACUAAACCUCUUCAAAUAGACCCUGAUAUUUUAAAAAAUAAUUCAAAAUAUCGUAACAUCAAUGAAGAAUUCCCUCCCUAUCAUUUGAAUUAUUUUGUUGCGCUUUUCUAUCAUAACAGCACACUUCAGUAUCAACUUCGCUUCAAAUAUGACAAUUUAUUGUCACUUGGACUUUGUCUUCCGGCCUCGUGUUCAACUGAUGAAUUAGGAAAAAUUUUGAACAAAAUAUUCGAAUCCAGAACUCUUGCGAUCGGCAACUUAUAUUCCGCAGAUUAUCGGCUUCAUGAAGUACGAGAUCUCAAAGACGAUCAUAAGUGGCUUCUUGAUUGGAGGAUCAUUACCACUGGUAUCGUUGUGAUACUGACAAUACUGUUGGUCAUCAUUGGUACUUUUUACGACUGUAUUGUCCACGAAAAACGUUUAGAAUUUUUAGAAAUCUCUAAAAACCCGGAACAUAAUCCAACUGCAACAUCAAAAAGCAAAAUUCAACCAAAACUUUUUGAAGAAGUUUUACUGUGUUUUUCCAUCUACACCAAUGCCAAAACGAUUUUCAAUACUAAAUUGAGCAAGAACUCUGUGACUUCAAUCUGUGGACUCCGCCUGCUCGGAAUGAUAUGGAUAUUUUUAAUCCAUACAUUAUUAUACUCAAUUGAUUUCAUAGAUAAUCGUAUAACAGUAUGGAGAUUAUCUGAAGAGUUUAUCCUUCAAAUUUUACCUACUGGAAGUUUAGCCGUAGAUACUUAUUUUUGCUUGAGCGGGUUUCUAAUCAGCUGGUCAUUUUUCGGUCAAAAAAUUAAUGAUAAAAAUGAAGCAAAACUAAGUCUUCGAUUUCCAUGGUCCAAAUAUUUUGGUCUCAUUAUCAAAAGAAUUAUUAGGCUUGCUCCAGUGUACUUCGUAAUGAUUGGAAUAGCUGAAAUAAAUUUUGGAUUCUACACAAAAACUUCAUCUUUUAUAUCUACCGAAAACCCGUACAAUCAGUGUACUAAUUACUGGUGGAGGAAUUUACUAUUUAUCAAUAACUUGUAUCCCUGGAACGAAGCAUGUAUGACUUGGAGUUGGUAUCUGUCAAGUGAUAUGCAAUUUUACAUUAUCGGAACAUUUUUAUUACUUUUAUCUGACAUAUAUUUCUACGUUUCUGUAGUUUUCUUAAUAGCUCUGUUAAUAGUUCCAGCCAUUAUCGACGGCUUUAUUUCGCAUGCAUACAAUUACACAGCCACGGUAGACCAAAUGUUAAUGCAAAUGCAUGUGAUAUAUUCACCUCCAUGGAUGCGAAUAGGUUCAUAUUUAAUUGGAAUUAUUGCUGCGUAUAUUCUAACAAAGCUGAAGGGUAAAUUAAAUGUCAGUCGGAAAACUUUAUGUUUACUUUGGAUAAUCGGAGGUUCUUGUAAUAUCUCCACACUCUUUGGUCUUUAUGGAAAAAAUCUCUCACUUGUGAGUGCUGGAAUAUAUGUAGCUUUGAGUAAGAUCACGUGGAGUAUGGGAAUCGCUUGGAUCUUAAUAGCCUGUCACACCAACAGUGCCGGAUUGGUCAAUAAAAUUCUCUCACUGAAAGUGUGGAUUCCACUAAGCAAACUUACAUACUGUGCCUACUUGUUGAAUCCUCUGAUCACACUUUCGAUAGCUAUGUCAUCAGAAUCACCUAUACACAUUGACUUAUUUCCAAUUAUAGAAAUGUCAACACGAAUGGAAAAUAAUCUUUUAACAAAAAAAUUAAUGCGACAAAUAAUUUUUGGUUUCAUACUAUUUAAUUAUGUGGGCACGAAAGCCAAUGAGUUAGAAAAAUAUUUACCUGCAUAUGCGGUGGCUGUUAAUUCGGAUACUUUACCGAACUCAACUUGUAAGACUGAUCUAGAAAUAUUCCGAGCUGGGAUUGAUCAAAAAAUUUUAUGGAGUUUGAAAGUUUUAGAUGCCAGUGGGGAACCAAGACCCGGAUUUGUGUACGGCAAUAAUAUAUGGCCAGGCAUUAAAAGCCAAUGUCUUGACUUAGAAAAUACUAAACCUCUUCAAAUGGAUCCUGAAAUGUUAAAAAAUAAUUCAAAAUAUCGUAACAUCAAUGAAGAAUUCCCACCCUAUCAUUUGAAUUAUUUUGUUGCGCUUUUCUAUCACAACAGCACACUUCAGUAUCACCUUCGCUUCAAAUAUGAUGAUUUAUUGUCACUUGGACUUUGUCUUCCGGCCUCGUGUUCAACUGAUGAAUUAGGAAAAAUUUUGAACAAAAUAUUUGAAUCCAGAACUCUUGCGAUCGGCAACUUAUAUUCCGCAGAUUAUCGGCUUCAUGAAGUACGAGAUCUCAAAGACGAUCAUAAGUGGCUUCUUGAUUGGAGGAUCAUUACCACUGGUAUCGUUGUGAUACUGACAAUACUGUUCGUCAUCAUUGGUACUUUCUAUGACUGUAUUGUGCACCAAAAGCGUUUAGAAAAGCUAGAAAUCUCUAAAAACCUGGAACCUGAUUCAUCUGCAACAUCAGAAAGUGAAAUUCGACCAAAAUUUUUAGAAGAGGUUUUGCUGUGUUUCUCCAUUUAUACUAAUACCAAAAGCAUUUCCAAUACAAAAUCAAGCGAGGAUUCGGUGACUUCUAUCAACGGUCUUCGAUUACUAGGAAUGACAUGGAUUUUCGGGUUGCAUGCAGUUAUCUACUCAAACGAUGCACUUGAUAAUCGAGUAACAGUGUGGAGAUUAUCUGAAGAGUUUCUAAAUCAAAUUCUAACCACCGGUAGUUUAGCCGUAGACACUUAUUUUUGUUUGAGUGGCUUCCUGAUCAGCUGGUCAUUCUUCGGUAAACGAAUGAAUGAUAAUCGUGAAGCGAAAUCAGUUCUUCGAUUCCCGUGGUUCCAUUAUUUGGGUCUCAUUUUUAAAAGAAUCGUUAGACUCGCUCCAGUAUAUUUGGUAAUAAUUGGAAUAGCUGAAAUUACUUUUGGAUGGUUCAAAAUAAAUUCAUCUUACGCAGUUGCAGAAGACCCCCACUAUUAUUGUCACAAUAACUGGUGGAGAAAUUUGCUCUUCAUAAAUAAUUUAUUCAAAUGGAAUGAAGCAUGUCUCACUUGGAGUUGGUAUAUAGCAAGUGAUAUGCAAUUUUACAUCAUUGGAACGUUUUUGUUACUCUUAUCUGACAUAUAUUUUUACACAUCUGGUAUUUUAUUGUUAACUUUUCUAAUAGUUCCAGCCAUCAUUAGUGGCUGUAUAUCAUAUUCGUACGGAUAUAUAACUAUGAUAGACCAAAUGUGGGCCAUUAUGGAAGUCGUAUAUACCCCGCCGUGGAUGCGAAUUGGUCCAUAUUUGGUUGGAAUGAUUACAGGAUAUAUUCUAAGAAGAAUUAAGGGUAAAUUGAAUGUUAGUCGAAAAACUUUAUGUUUACUUUGGAUAGUCGGAAGUUUGUGUAAUAUCGCCACAAUUUUUGGUCUUUAUGGCAAAAAUCUCUCAGCAGUUAGUGCUGGAAUAUAUGUUGCUUUGAGCAGAAUUGCAUGGGGUAUUGGGAUCUCUUGGAUUUUGGUUGCCUGCUAUACAAACAAUUCCGGAUUUGUAAACAAAAUCUUGUCACUAAAAAUCUGGAUUCCACUAUGCAAACUUACGUACUGUGCAUACUUACUGAACCCUUUGAUCACUAUAUCAUUGGCUAUAUUAUCAGAAACACCAACACACGUAGAUUUGAUACCGUUCAUUAUCCACUUUUUGGGAUUAACAUUCUUUACUUUUUUGUGUGCAUUUUUCAUGUCAGUACUGUUUGAAAUUCCAUAUAUUUUACUAGUUCAGAUGUUUCUUAAGCCACGAAAUUGAAAUAACGAUUAAUAAUAAUUCUUCAUUGGAUGACAUUCGAUACUGAAGUAGAAAAUCUUUCAUAAUUUAAUUUAAUUACUGUUAUAUACUGGAUAAUUUCCAAUAUUAAUUAAAAUAUUUUUAAAUAUUUAAUUGCCUAUUAAUGUCCAGGUUUGGCCUCGUUGGAGUGUCUAUAGUCGAGAAUUUUUUUUUGUGUGUAUUUCAUUGAAAAGCAUAAAAAUUUAAGUAUCGUUCAACAUAAAGUAAUAAUUUUUGGUAAUAUUAAAUAUUCAUUAAUAUUAUUACUUUUAUAUAAUUGAUACAAAUCUAGUGUAUAAGUCAAGUAAACUAUACAUUUGUGAUGAAGUGAACAAGAAUUUCAGUUAUCACGAUUAGAAGAUUAUAUUUAUAGUAUCUAUAACUGUUAUUCUGUUGUAAUUUUAUAUUUAAAUUAACUAGUAAUAUUAAAGUUAAUGAAUGAAUACAAAUUAUUCUUGUUGUUUAGUAU